GCUGAACUUGCGCAAACACAUUUGUCGGUCAUUCCGAAAAAUAUCAUCGAACCAAAUACUAGCGCGGGGGUUUACAAAUUGCUCCUUGCGAUCACGUUUCGACAACAAUGUCAACCCAAGAGGGACCGGCCUCGCCCUCUCAUGCAAUCAACACCUACCAUUGCAUCUGCAGCCAAACUCUUCUCGCGACAACAUAUAACCUCUCAGACCUUCCUCGACGGCAACAUUCUGGACUCGAUAAAGCCUUGAUACUUCCUCUGAAAUCUCUCAAUGCGGACGCGACGAGCAAUCCUAAGUCUUCAGGUAUAGCGGCGGCCGAGGCUGGAACCGCAGGUGAUGCGGAAGGCGAGGAUGAGGAGGAUGACAAGCAGUCGGGAGAUACUCAGAGCGUGUUUGUCAAUACCGUGAUCUCACCCAAGGCGCUCGUGGUGCGCCGCGAAGAUGGCUUCGAGAAGCGGGUGCUGUACCGCUGCGGUCGCUGCAGAGUUGCUGUGGGAUAUGUGCUAGAGGGCGAACGAAAAGUGGUAUACCUUCUUCCCGAGGGCUUAGUAAGGACCAAAGAGAUGCUGGAAGAGAAAGGCCCCGCGAAUGAGAUAGAAAAGAUGAUUCCUCUGAUAGCUUGAUGGCAUUUGGUCCAUAUUGGCCAGGUAGACAAACGGACUAGGAAAAGCGAUCGGAAAGAAGCAGCUUUUCCCAGAACAUCUGCGUCCUCUAUAGGAUUUAUAAACAUCUGUUGAUUGGGAGUUAUGGGCAGGAUAUCAUACAAGGUCUUUUCUGGCGUAACGAACGACCUACUAGCAAGGCGCUUCAGGAGUUCUUAUGAUUUGCAUUAGGCGUAGGCCAUCUUCAAGCAUAUCACCAAUGAAAGAAGAGAAAGCCAAGUCAUUUGGAAUUCAAGCUGCUUUGGGCUAGAGCUAGGAAAAAGGGCAAAUGACCCUUAUCUACAGAAGUUGUGAGGUGGACUGUAACCAUGAUAUUAUGCGACCGCUAUGUAUCCAGACACCGGCGGCCACGAAAAGAGACCGCUCUGACUGAAAAGAAACCC
Xylona heveae TC161 is the source of this 1045-nucleotide messenger RNA. RefSeq lists its product as hypothetical. The record is from RefSeq and is a predicted model, not a curated record. NCBI's taxonomy places the organism in Eukaryota, Fungi, Ascomycota, Xylonomycetes, Xylonales, Xylonaceae. The transcript has a single exon. The coding region runs from base 108 to 623 and encodes 171 amino acids.